Diachasma alloeum is the source of this 981-nucleotide messenger RNA. Its product is annotated as alpha-2 adrenergic receptor. Lineage: Eukaryota; Metazoa; Arthropoda; Insecta; Hymenoptera; Braconidae. The transcript has 2 exons. Gene Ontology annotation, cellular component: membrane. The annotation marks the transcript as partial. The record is from RefSeq and is a predicted model, not a curated record. Gene Ontology annotation, molecular function: G protein-coupled amine receptor activity. Gene Ontology annotation, biological process: adenylate cyclase-activating adrenergic receptor signaling pathway.
CUGUCCGAGGAUAUUGGCUACGUGUUGUAUUCGGCACUCGGUAGCUUCUAUCUACCAUCCUGUAUAAUGGUGUUUGUAUACAUAAGAAUAUAUUACGCUGCUAAAGAGAGAGCGAGACGGGGUAUACGGAAGCAGCCACGACCACGUCCAGCGGCACCACCAGAGUCACCGGAUAUCCGUCAGACUAGUUUCACCCAGUUAACACCGGCAACAGACUCGAGACAGUCACCGGGAAUCACCAUCAUUGAGAAUGUUGCCACUAUUGAGAGUCCACAGAUGCAAAUACCUAUUGUAACGUGUGAUUAUGCCAGUGAUGUCAGCACUUCAGAGGCUGAUCCUACGGUGAAUCUCGCGUCGGAGGAGAAGGAUACGCUGAAGGUGGGUAUGCCGAUGCCAAUGCAGAAGCUAAACCUCAAAGCAACCCUGUCAGCCAACGGUGAUGGAAAAUCUACCACCCCAAGCCUUCCAGUCCGUUGUCGUGCGCCUAGUGUCGGUGUAGACGUCGACAUGGUUUCGGAAUUUGAUCCAUCAUCAUCGGACAGCGGAGUUGUGUCAAAGUGUGCUGUGGUGAAGCCCCUGAAGCUGCGCAUAUGUCGGCCGAUAUUCGGUAAGAAAGCAAUGGGGAAAAUAAAAAAGGAAUCGAGUAAUGACACUCGUCAUGGCAAUCGUGAUGGGGUUUCUGUUGAAGCAAAAACACCAAAACCGAGGGAUCCAGAGCGUGAGAAGCGGCGAAUAGCGAGGAAAAAGGAGAAAAGAGCGAUACUCAUACUGGGCCUGAUAAUGGGUAGUUUCAUAGCCUGUUGGCUGCCAUUUUUCUUUCUUUACAUUAUCAAACCAAUGAUACCGAGUGUAACGAUACCAGGACUUGCAUUCACCAUUGCAUUUUGGCUCGGUUACAUGAACUCCGCCCUCAAUCCAGUUAUAUACACUGUAGUCAACAAAGAUUUUCGCCGAGCAUUUCGCCGAAUACUAUUUAAAUAA